GCCUGCGAGAGGCGCUCGUACGGACAUGGCUCGAUUUAAAUCGCACCGCAUCGAUGCGACGGCCGCCAUACCGCUGCGACCUGAAUUGAUCGAGUUUAUGGACCCUCAGAGCUUGGGCUUAAUGAGCUGCGUGAGCGCGGCGCUGCGCAAAGACGUGCUCGAUUCGAAGGCGUGGACGCUGAUGGCGAACGCGCACCUGCCACGGUCUGCUGAAGAAGCUGCUCUCGCCGUGGAGCGCGCCGCCGCCGUGCGCCUGCGGUCGCAAGUGCUCCGCCGACGGCUCGCGGACUCGAUGUCGCGGGCGCAGACGCAUCGUUUGGUUCCGAACAAACUCGACGAUUUCACGUUCUUCGUUCGGUUCGAGGAGGACGGUAAGGUGCUAUGGGAGGGAGAUGUGGCUGUUGCUGGUUUUCACACGAACCUCCCCGUAUCGAGACGAAAAUUUGUCGAGUUGUCAAUGUCCGAAGCUUGGUCAGCGAUCAAAGACCGCGGGAGUUUCAUAGAAAUCCCUGAUGACGCUGAUGACUAUUGGGACCGUGUCCAAAUUACACUAAUUGUGAUCCGCAACGAGGACCAGGCCAUGAUCCCUCUUGGUAGUUUUUGUUUCGAUAGUGAUCCUGGCGACCCCUCUUUCCACUCGUCUCAGGCGUUGUAUCAAACGGAGCAAUUUGAGAUCCUGCUUGAAUUGUUUGUAAAUGUUGACAACAGCGAAUUGAACAGCUUGGAACUAUCCGUGGAAAUGCACGAUCGGACGAGUGGUGCAGCGGCCCGCCACUUAACAUGGCUCGAUGACCUCACGAAAGAACAACUCGAGUUCCUGUUUACUUUUUUCGCCGGUGCUUAUAACUACCGAUCCCAGCCCUACGUGUUCGCGACAUUUGGAGACUGGUAUAAUGAUGCCACGUAAGUUUCUAGCAAAUAACUACAAAA
Molecule: messenger RNA, 930 nt
Organism: Pelagomonas calceolata
Lineage: Eukaryota; Pelagophyceae; Pelagomonadales; Pelagomonadaceae
Source: the annotation of a GenBank genome assembly